UUCGUUCCUGCACUUUCGGAUCCACGGUACGCUUCCACGGUUCAGUCUUCUUGGCGACAGUUGACAAAGUGACAAAGUGGCUGCUGUUAUUGUUCUUGACUGUCACUCUUCGUUUUUGGAUGUUGACAACUAGUUGAAGAUUGUAUCACCAAAGCCAAACCUAAUCGUAAAUUGAUCCUCGUCUUGUUGUUGUUGCGGAAACGAUGGCGACCUCCGACGCUCAUCUGGAAUGGAUUACAAGUGCUGCUUUGGUGGAGUUGUUGGAAGCUUCUCAUGGUGUCUUUGGAGAAUUGAUCGAGCCUUCCCUUGUGCUGCAAGGCCUGGCGCUGUCCGAUAAUGUGGGUCGUCUGGAUGAUCCUCACUCUGCCUUGGCCACUCAAGCGAUGCAUUCCUUCUCGAUAUCCAGUAGUGGAGACAAUCCCGAAAUCAAAGUGGAAUUCGACAAUACCACGCCGCAUGCCGUGUCGCUGCGAUGGAUGGACGAAGAAGGACGGGCAUUUGUCAAUGGCACGGUAGAGCCAUUUUCUUCCAUGGUUCGAUAUUCACGCUGUGGACAUUUAUUUCUCGUGUCCGCUGUGAUAGGACCGCAGAAUGAACAGUUGCUAGGAGGCUAUCGCGUGCGCAUGCCCUGUCCUAGUGGAUCUCCUCAUCAGUUGUUAAUAGAAGAAGAACAAGACGCUGCCGGUUCUACUAGUCCCAUGUUCCGCCUAGAGUCUCUGAUAGCGGAUCCAACCGGACACGACGAAUUGGUCAUUGCAGCGGCAGCAUUGGAUUCUGUAGGAGCAGGACCACAACAUGCAGCUUGUUCCAAAACUGUCAAAACACUCCACACCAUUUUUCGCAAUCUACUCGCCCAUCCCGAUGACCCCAAAUAUCAAUCUCUGAGAAUAUCCAAUCCCAAGGUCCAAACCACCCUGUUGCAAAAUGGAGCUGCCCGACAAAUGUUGUAUUGCACAGGAUUUCGUGAAAAUGUCAAGGACGAUCAUUGGAUCUGGAAGUCCAAUGCCAAUCUGCAUGCCAUUCCAGCACGCCUGGAACAGGCUUCCAAACUUUUGCAAUUUCUUUUAGAACGCUCUCAACCUGGGUUUGUGGCAGAACUGGCGGCUACGCCGGUUUGGCAAGGACCCAUUCUCAAUUCCUCCUUGACCAAUGCCAAUACACGGGGAUUUGGAGCUGCUGGGUCGACUCAUUUCCUCAGUGAUGAUGAAAAAUGGAAACGGGCCGAACGGAAUCGACAACGACGGGGACGAGGUGGACGGAAACCCACACCGGGUAGUGCACCGAGUAGUAAUGGACGCUGGGGGCGGUAGAAGCGUACUGUAGUAUCAAGCAGCAAUAUACGUUCAUGGUGUGUGCAGAAGACGAACAGGCACAUCGACGGUGGGCAGCAGCCAAGAUUGAACCGUACUGGGUAUUGAUGUUAUUCGGUCUACCCGUGGAUGGGCUUGGUACAUUGCUAGUUUGAACACAGACAACACCACCAUUACGACAACGCUGCAAUUGGGGGAUUGGCGGCACCCUACGUUUUGUUUCGACGUAACAACGGCUCUAUAAUCUAUGUCGUUUAUCGUCGUACCUAGCUGGUUGACUC
Molecule: messenger RNA, 1591 nt
Organism: Seminavis robusta
Lineage: Eukaryota; Bacillariophyta; Bacillariophyceae; Naviculales; Naviculaceae
Source: the annotation of a GenBank genome assembly